AACAACCUGUCGAACAUGACGAUCAUUCACGGCAACGAGCCGAUUGGUGCCGUUUAUUUAUUGUACUUUUAAUUAAAUUUUAAAUAAGUUUUCAAUUAUCAGCAUUGUUAUUAAAUAAUAAAACUAUUUAAAAAUUUCAGAUAUAAAUAAAAAUUUAUGUGAAGUUUAUAAAAAGCCAACGCCCUGGAUUAUAGUCUAAGUGCAUGAGGAUGUACAUCAAAAAAUAAUAUGUAGCAGUAUGUAGUUUUAGUUUAGUUUUGUUUUUUUUUUAUUUUUGUUUAAUUUUAACUGUGCGGUUUUAUUUACGUUAAUAAAACGAUAGAGAGGACAACGAGGUCGCAAGCAUCACUACGCUUGUAUGUGUGAUUAUAUUUAUAUUGCUGUUUUAUAUGAACGUUGUUGUGUGUAAGUCUGUCACUUGGCUUCCUAUCCCCGCUCUACUCUAUCAUACAAUUACGAUCUACUCUACUGAGUUUAUAUUCCAAAGACUGUUGUUGUCUUACCUGGAUUUUUCAUUGAUUCUCGGUCAGAAUGUCGUCUACUGUUAGUACCAGGUCGAUCGGUCAUGAAAAACUUGCUGUCAUAUCCUGGAUACUCGUAUAAUAUUUUUUUUAUUUAUAUUUUAUUUAAUCAGACAGCUAAUUAACGUGACUAGAUCAUUUUAUUACUGGAGAUAUUUAUUUUUGAGUUUGUUCAUACGGAAUUUAUAAAACUCAUUUUUGUUUUUAUUUAUUGAGUUAUUAUUUAUUUCAGAAGCUGCUAAAAUGUUUACGAGAAAGAAGAAGAAACCGCAAAUAUCAACGCCGACAAAUUUUGAACAUCGAGUGCAUACGGGUUUUGAUAAACGUGAAGGAAAGUUUGUUGGAUUACCGCUGCAGUGGGCGUCAAUUGUUGGUAAUAAUCAGAUAUUAAAGUCAACUAAUCGACCACUGCCACUAGUUGAUCCUAGUGAAAUAACUCCGACAGAAAUAUUAGAUUUAAAGACAAUUGUACGUGGGCACAAUGACCCACGUAUUAGUAAAAAUAAUGGACAGACUAAUGGUAAUAGUAAUGAAAGUAAUACAAAUACUAAAUUUGAGAAUGGUGGAUUACCAAAAAUGAGCACUGUCGCAAGAUCUAAUUCAUUGAGAUCCUCAAGUCCACCUAGAUUGAGACGAGACUAUCGAAAUAAUUCAAAUUUACCGCCUUCUGUUCCUGAAGGACAAGAAGUAUCAUCAAGUCCAAGUCAAAUACCACCUUCGUAUCCAAGUUAUGGAAAACCUUAUGGUUAUCCAGAUAAAAUGCGUCAACAAAAUUCACCAAGUGUUGGUAAUGUUGGUGGUCCUGGUCCUGGUCCUGGUCAUAUUAAUAAUAAUUCAAGCUUACAAAAUGUAACAUCUAAUUUACAAAAUAUGAAUCCUAAUAUGCAAUCAUCACCAAAUUUAACAAAUUCAGUAAAUAAUACACAAAAUUUGUCAAUGAAUUUCCAAAAUUUAAGUCCUAUACCAAGUCAUCAAGACCCAUCUACUAUUAAUAAUUCAAUUAGUAGUCCAAUAAACGAACAUGAUUACCAGAGAAUGAAUGCACCAUCAACAAUGUCAGGGCAGUACAAUGGAAACAGUCAGCCAACACCAGACACUGCAAGAGAUCAUGCAAUACCGCAAAAUAUGAUGAUACAUAAAUUACAGCCCAAAGUAUCACCAGUUGGUUCGAUAGCAUCCCAACGACCGCUCAGCCAAUUGAGUACUCACAAUAUUAUAAAACAUCCUCAUAGUUAUGGCAUAGCUGAUAAUAAUUCAUCAUCAUUGCAUGGACAUUUUAAUAAGCCACCAGAGAGCUCACAGUCGAUGCACAAUUUAUCAAAGUUAGCUGGACAUCCCCAGUCAUCAGCUAUGCCAAGUUCAAGUGCCACUGGCCCUAUGCCAGAUCAUAAUCAAAGUAUUAAAGGCGCGAUGUCAUCGGGUAGUCUUAUUCCCGGCUCUGCAAAUUUAUCUGCUAGUAAUAAUAAUAAUAACAACAACAACAACAAUAAUAAUAAUAACAACAACAAUAAUAAUAGUAAACAAAAUGCUGAUCAGAGAUUAACGCAUGAACAAUUUAGAAAAGCGCUGCAGAUGGUAGUCAGUAGUGCAGAUCCACGUGAUAAUUUAGAUAAUUUUGUAAAAAUAGGUGAAGGUAGUACUGGUACUGUUUGUAUUGCAACAGAUAAAGAAAGAAAACGUCAGGUUGCUGUUAAAAAAAUGGAUCUGCGAAAACAACAGCGACGUGAAUUACUUUUUAAUGAAGUUGUUAUAAUGCGAGAUUAUCAUCAUGUAAAUAUUGUUGAGAUGUAUGACAGUUUUUUGGUUGAUGAUGAACUGUGGGUUGUAAUGGAGUAUCUUGAAGGUGGAGCAUUGACGGAUAUUGUAACGCAUUCACGUAUGAAUGAGGAACAAAUAGCAACUGUUUGUAUUCAAUGUCUCAGACCUUUGCAUUAUCUCCAUUCUCAAGGUGUUAUUCACCGGGACAUUAAAUCAGAUUCAAUUCUUCUUACUGCUGAUGGCAGAGUUAAACUUUCAGACUUUGGAUUCUGUGCUCAGGUAUCGCAAGAAUUGCCAAAGAGAAAGUCACUUGUUGGCACACCUUACUGGAUGAGUCCAGAAGUUAUUUCAAGGUUACCGUAUGGACCUGAAGUUGAUAUUUGGUCAUUGGGAAUUAUGAUUAUUGAAAUGGUUGAUGGUGAACCUCCGUUCUUUAAUGAACCACCUCUCCAAGCUAUGAGAAGAAUCCGGGAUAUGUUACCGCCUAAAUUAAAAAAUUCACACAAGGUGAGUCCGCGACUGCAAGGCUUCUUGGAAAGAAUGCUGGUUCGUGAUCCAGCGCAGAGAGCCACUGCUGAAGAAUUACUUCAACAUCCGUUCCUAAGACAAGCAGGAAACCCUAGCGUCUUAAUACCGCUGAUGCGUAGCGCAAGACAUACCAAUUGUUGACCUAAAUAAAUUUAAAUCAAAUCGAUUUAUUUUAUUAUACAAUUUUUUAGCAUUUGAAAUUGUUACAUUGAGAUUUUUUAAUAAUUAUCACUAAUUAAUUAAUUAUUUAUAUUACAAGUGACUGGAAAUUUUACAUUCCACUUUUUCUUAUUAUUUUUUUUGACUUAAAUUUUUUACACUCGAGAUAAACAAAAAAAAAAACAAUAAUUGACUUUGUAAAGAAUGUGGUAGCUAUGCCUUGUUAUAUAUAGAAUAUACAUACAUAGAAGUAUAUUUAUAUUAUAUAGAUAUAAAAAGUAAUGUAGAAUUUACACAUGAGUGCCUUCAAAUAUUGUAGAGUAACGUACCAUAUAAUUGUUAUGAGUGCAGCUAAAUUUCUAGAAUUUCUUUUUUAUAUAUAGAUUAAAGAAAUAUUAUAAAAUAUAUAUAAAAAAAAAGUAUUGCACUUAUUAUGCCACUGUAGGACUAAUAAUUUUUAAAUAAUUAAUUAAAAAUAACUUAUAAACAAAAAUAUUUUUGGCCUUCUGUAAUUUUAAGACUGAAAAUUUUUCGCGAUGAUCAAAAUUAAAUAAUUAAUUUUGUUAUUGUAUUAUUUUUAAAAAAAUUUUUAUAAAAUAUUUGGAUUGACAUGUUUGUUUUUAAAAUGAUUUUUUAUAGUAGCAAAAUUAAACGAAUUUAAUUAGUAAAGGGUGUGGUGCAUCCCUGCAGAGAAUUUCUUUAUAUUAUAAAAUCUCACAAAGUUCUCUCCUACACGAAUCAACUGUACAGAUAAAUUUUUCCAUGGCAACAACUCUGCAGAAGAUUAUUUUCACGUCGUUCCAUCUCUACAUGAGAACAUCUCUCAUAUUAAAAAUUUUACAGGAAUAAACUCUACAGAGAUCAUCUUUAAAGCGAUAAUUUUUACAUGGCUCUACUCUGAUUUUAAAAAAUGAUUUGGAAUAAUUCAAAACAAUUUGAAAUGAUUUAAAACAAUUUAAAUCGACUAAUAUAUAGAUAUACACUGAGAAAAAAAAGUACUAUUUUCCAAACAAUAAUUUCUUGGUUCAAGAAAUCCGUUGAAAAUAUUUAUUUUAUUAUUAUUAAUUAUCAAUUUCUUGAGAAAAGAGCAUCAAAUUUAUUUUUGUUAAUAUAUGAAUUUGAUAUUAUAUUAUGAGUAAACAAAAGAAUAGCUUUACUUGAAUUAAAUAAAAAUUAUUUCCUUCAAUUCUACGAAUUCUUGAGACAAAAUUAUAUAUUCUUGAAAAUUAUCAAGAAUAUAUGUUCUCAUAUCAAGUAAAUAUUCUCGAUAAAAGUAUUUUUUUUUCUCAGUGUACACUUAACAUGGAGCAAAUCAUUUUUCUUCAUCAGGGUAAGUUCAAACAAUAGAAUUUUUGUUUUUAUAUUUUAUUAAUAAAGUUGGUUAAUUAUAUAAAAGAAAGAAUUAAUUAAAGAGAAAUGAAAUCAUUUAAAUAUUCAAAAAGAUAACUUGUCCUGACACAAAUAAAAUAUAUGAAUAAAAUGUCAAAAAUUUUACUGUUCGAACUUAGCGCCAUGUAAAAAUGAUCGCUAUAAAGUUGAUAUCUGUAGAGAUUUUUAAUAUGAAAGAUGUUGUCAUGUAGAGAUGGAACGAUGUGAAAAUAAUCUUCUAGAGUUGUUGCGAUUUAAAAAUUUAUCUAUAGAGUUAAAUCGUUCAGGGAAAAAUUGUAUGAGAUUUUGUAACGGAGAGAAAUUAUCUGUAAGGAUGCACGACAUCCAUUAGUAAAGAAUACAAGUAAAAUUAAAUUAAAACUUUUUAUGAAAUGUAAUAAAAAUUACAAUUUUUUAUAGUGAUGCUUUCAGA
Molecule: messenger RNA, 4767 nt
Organism: Microplitis demolitor
Lineage: Eukaryota; Metazoa; Arthropoda; Insecta; Hymenoptera; Braconidae
Gene: mbt
Product: serine/threonine-protein kinase PAK mbt
Exons: 4
Coding region: 765-2948 (727 amino acids)
Biological process (GO): regulation of MAPK cascade; protein phosphorylation; intracellular signal transduction
Cellular component (GO): cytoplasm
Molecular function (GO): ATP binding; protein serine/threonine kinase activity
Source: RefSeq, a predicted model, not a curated record